UAGACGAAAAAAAUAAGUAGCUAACUGUAAAGAGCUACUUUUAUUCUACACCGAAUAACUCAAAGUUUAAUUUCGCGUGUUUGUGUUCAAGUGUAGGCUAUCCUUCAUGUGUAGCCCAAACAAACAAGUAAACAAACAUGUCAUUACGGUAAUUGUUGUAAUUUACCUGCAUUAUCUCGCAAGUAGACGUCAGUGUAACUGACCAAUUUGAUAUCCCUAGCUAGGCGACAUUGACGCUGCAGCAACCAAAUUGGAUUAAAACUGAAAAAAGUGAAUCAUUUUAUAGACAUAAUUAGUUAGCCUACUAACUAGCGUACACAUGUUCUUUGCCUCAGCGCAAUUUGACAAAGCAAUAGUUUCUACAUUUGAUCGUGUAUAAAGUUGCGGUGCAAGUAGGCUAUAAGAUGUAACAUUGUUUGUACGUGAUCUAGCCUCAUUGUCGCUUCACUGAAAUAUCUUUCGUUUGUAAAUGAGUAUGAAGACGAGGAGACCGAAUGCUUUGGGAUUUUAAGAGAACCCUGACAUGUCUGGUCCUACCUGGCCGCCUCCAAAGACUCUGGGUAGCCCAGUGAGACCGGUCCCUCGAAUGUCCCAAUCUGGACCAGCCGUGUACAGACAGCUGCCCAUGAAGGUCUCCUCGGACACCCGGCCCAAGUAUGUGGUCCAUGAUCAGAACAGAGGAGGAGGCGGAAUGGCCACUAGGUACUUGGCUUCUGGACCCACAGCUGGGCCCAUGCAGCACCACCACCAAGAGGACCCAGGGUUUCACCCUAAAUCUAAUAACCACUACUACCAACCACCCCCCCACCAGCUCAAAGAAGACCAAUCCUUGAACCCUCACAUGGACCGCUACCAGCUGAUGCACCGCUCCAACAUCGAUGCAGAGAUUGACUCGCUCACCUGCAUGCUGGCCGAUCUGGACAGCCAUCCACAAAACAGCGCACAGCUGUACGACAACGUGCCUUACGACAAACACAUCUCAGGGGCCUGCUACAAAUCCUCAGCCCAGCCAGGAGAACCCUCUCAGGGCAGGCAGUCCAUGGGAUUCUCCCCUCACCCCCAAUCCCAGUCCCAGUACCCUCCUGCACCCCCAUACCCCAGUGGUCUCCAGUACUUCCCUCAGCCAGACUACACCGACGCCCAGGUAUCCAAACGCUACCCCCAGCCUGUCCCUGCCCCCUACACUACCGCCUCCACGCCUACUGGCCCGAGGUUCAGUGUCCAGGUCAAAACAGCUCAGCCUGUCACCAACUCCCAGACUGUUAGGCAAGCCGAACAGGCUUACACCCCUCCCCCACACCGCCAGCACGCGUUGUGGCCCCCAUCCCAGAAUCAGACUGGCCCCCUGGGCUGGUACCCUCCACAACCCGAUUCCCAAGCCCAGGAGCUGCACUCUGAGAAGGGUUACAAGGGGAGUGAUGCAGGGUCUGGAGGGAGAGCUACCCAGUGCCCCAUGUCCAAUAGAGGCCCAGAGACUCAUCGAUCAGGGUCAGGCUCGGCACCAAGCUCCGCCUAUCAGCCCAGUAAGCAGGGGACAGCAGCUCUGAGGCCAGAGGAGGAGUUGGACCAGCUCACUAAGGAGUUGGUGUAUGACAUGAAUCAUCCCCCUACAGAAGAAUACUUUGGUCGCUGUGCACGUUGCGGUGACAACGUCCUUGGCGACGGCAGUGGCUGUAUUGCCAUGGAGCAGGUGUUCCACGUGGAGUGUUUCACUUGCAUUACCUGCCACACUCAUCUCCGGGGGCAACCGUUCUACGCCCUAGGCAAGCAGAGCUACUGCGAGAGCUGUUAUAUUAGUACCCUAGAGCGCUGCUCCAAGUGCUCCAAGCCCAUCCUGGACCGUAUCCUGCGGGCCAUGGGCAAGGCCUACCACCCGCGCUGCUUCAACUGUGUUGUGUGUGGCUGCUGCCUGGAUGGUGUACCGUUCACCGUGGACGCCACCUACCAGAUCCACUGUAUAGACGACUUCCACAGGAAGUUUGCCCCACGCUGCUCAGUGUGUGGCCAGGCCAUCAUGCCCGAGCCUGGCCAAGAGGAGACGGUCAGGAUAGUGGCGCUGGACCGCAGCUUCCACGUCAACUGCUAUGUGUGUGAGGAGUGUGGUCUGCUCCUGUCGUCUGAGGGUGAGGGGCGAGGCUGUUACCCCUUGGACGGUCACAUCCUGUGUAAGGGCUGCAGCGCCCGGCACAUCCAGGACCUCUCUGCUAAAAUAUCCACUGACUGCUAACCAACUAUGGAAAGUCACAUCUUACCUUUUAACCUAUGACCCCCUCAACCCUUUCAUUACUUUCACCUGCUUUACGUAGAAGUUGCCGUAAGGACCAGAUCUGGAAUCAGUUCUACCCUUCUUUGACUCAUAAUCUUAACCACAAGGGGGAAAUGUUAACCUGACUUGAGAUCAGUGUCGAAGGGCAUCUUCAUCCCCCUUCACUUUUAUCCUCUCAUAGCCUUUCUUUAUACUUCAGAUGCCCAAAGCUGUGGAAUCAGUAGUAGUUGGCCUACUAUUGAACCUCAAUCUGACAGUCUUCAAUGUGAAGUCAUUAUUUAAUUUCCCUUGACCAGGUUUAUUUGUACAGGUUCAAGACAGGGUAUUGAAACAUGGAUUGACAAUAAGUUCGACCCCUAUCCCCUUCCGUAUCCUCUGCUUUACACUAUCACCUAUCCUCUACAUUCUCUACCCAUACUCCCUUUCCACCACACCAUAUCCCCUACCCCUCAGUCCCAUAGCAGUACUGUAUAGAGCCCCUGACCUGCAGGCAGCAGGGGCUGCACUACCCCAAACCCUUGACUCCACCAUUGCUCAUCUCACACACUAUCCUGCAUGUUGCAGCUGUGUUUGAAUACUCAUACUAACCAUACUAUUUGUGACGUGAAUUGUCUAUAUACUAUGCUUAUUGGUCAUAGUAUGGAUAUAGUUAGUAUUCCAAACGUUCCUGUAUGUCUUACUAAAUGGUAUCUUGUACCAAAAUAAGAAGUAAUCCAGUAACCGAAAGGUUGCUGGAUUGAAUCCUCGAGCUGACAAUGUAAAAAUCUGUCUUUCUGCCCCUGAACAAGGCAGGUAACCCAUUGUUCCCCUGUAGGCGGUCAUUGUAAAUAAGAAUUUGUUCUUAUGUGACUUGCCUAGUUAAAUAAAAAGUCAUUACAGCAGUAUAUUCAGGCGGUAUGUUAAGCUAGGCUACUUAUACAUUCGUUGCCUACUUAUACAUCAAACUUGCCAGUAUCUUAUCUAUAGGCUAUCUAACUACCCAACGUUUAUUGACUUGAUUAUUCCCGUCAUUCUUAGUUUAGUUAAAUGGUAUAGUCGUUGGACAUUCGGACGCUUUCUUAAAUUCUCUCGUCUGAGUGUACCAGCGCAGAAUAAUUAAUGUACUAGCGCUCAACACCUGUUGAAUAUGGCCGGUGUCAGUAAACGUCGGCAAAAAAAAACGUACUUAAAUUGUUGCCAGGAGCACAGUUAGUCACUAACGCUCUGGAUAACAUGAACACUGCAUAAUCAGAUCUGCUAGGGCGAGUAAAUGGUCAGUGGUUUCAUUUGUCUGGAAGUAGCCAACGUUAGCUUGGGGUCAGAACGCUGAAAUAAACUGUACUCCUCGUCCUGAGCGUCCAGUGUGCGCUCAGAGAGCGGAAUGCUCUGAAUUUACAAGCCCAGUCUGGCACUCCAUAUUGAGUUUAAGAACACACCCGAAGUCGUAAAACGUCUUAUCUAGUAAUUUAUGCAAACUAGCUAGUAUGAGGUUGUAUAUUAACAUUCACAACUUCCGGUAGACAGGCGAAGCGCUAGUACUCUCAACUGUAAGGAUCUCAUUUCGUUCACAGUAUACUGAAAUUAACUAAUCGUUUGUAGUACUCAUCAUGUACUAUACAGUAUGUUAGUAUGGGUAUUUCCAACACAGAUCAUGUCUCACACACGAUCCUGCAUAUGUUGCACACUGUCUCACACUAUCCUACCAGACACAGGUGGGACAUGAAAGGAGCUCUAUGGAAAAUAAUGAUUGAUAUAUAUUGACGAUGUGGUGGAUGAUAAGUAUGAACAUUAGGUGAUAUUGAGGAAGAGUAGGAUAAUGAUGAGGAAUACAAUGUCUUCCUUGCUGUGGGGUAACUGACAAGUCCAGAUAAUGGAACAUAUAUUUUGUAUACCACUAAAGUCAAUAACCGCGCUGAACUGCCUCAUAAACAAAGUGCACAUAUGCAAAGUAUUUCUGUGACUGAGUUUAUAUUGCAGGUGGUUUUGGUUGUGGAGUGAAUGUGUUUGGAGACCUUUCAUUGGAGACCAAGUGGGUGUAGUCAGUGUGUUGUGCAGUGAAUAAGAGUUUUUAGAAAGUAGACGUAAAGAUUGGUUAGAGAGAACAUGAUCAUUAAAGUCGAUGCUUUAAUCUCAUUGGAUGUUAAUAACGUAUUUUUUAAAUUUAAAUGCAACCUUUUUUUUUUUAAAAUUAGGCAAAUCCGUUAAGAACAAAUUCUUAUUUACAAUGACUGCCUACCCCAGCCGAACCGGACAACGCUGGGCCAAUUGUGAGCCGCCCUAUGGGACUCCCAAUCAUGGCCGGAUGUGAUACAGACUGGAAUCAAACCAGGGACUGUAGUGAUGCCUCAUGCAGUGCCUUAGGCCGCUGCGCCACUCGGGAGCCCUUAUGCACUGUAGCCCGUCAUGUAAUGGUAUUUGGCACCACAUGUCAGAACAUAACAUCAAUAUUGUAUUCCCCAGGAUAGCGUUUUGUAUAAUGAUAAUGGUGCUGCAUUUCAGAGAAUGUUACCUAGUAUACUAGUCCAAACCCCCUCAUUUAAAAUGUGAAUGUGCUUUUCAAAUGUUUUUCCUUUUUUAAUAUUUGGGUUGAUUUGAUGUUACAAUGAAGAUGAAUAAGGUGCAAUGAAGUAUGCUUGCCAAUGUCUUACAGUUUCUCAGUCGCUUUGGUGCAUUUUUCACAUCAUCCCUAACAUGUGCAAAAUAAUAAGUGCAUUUCUCAGAACAAUUUGUACAAACUGCAAUAUACAAUAUUUAUGUUUCUAAAGCUAGUCAGUCACUAAAAAUCCUUAGUACAUCUCAAAAGUAAAUAUUCAUGCCAAUGAUCAUGAGAAUGAUCAUCAGAAUGUUGUCAUUGAGUCAUUGUUCACGAACAAGGUCGUCAAAAUGUUUAGGCAUGUUAAUGUAACUGUACUUUGACAGUAUUACCUGAUGUAAACUUAGGCUAUAGUUUGGAUGACAGGUACUGUAUUGAAAAUGCACAAGGCUGCACUUCUAUAGCAUAUCAAUUUCAACAGUACUAUUUACAUAUUACUGUAUGUGGGUUAUUGAUUGAAAGAGACUGGACAACCCAAUGGGCACAAAUGAAAAAAAACUAAAUUAGAAAGAAACACAGGAAACCACCCCUUAGGCACAACUUUGCCCGCAGCACAGUUGUGCUGUCUCUACACAUCCAGACGUUCCUGUCUGUCGGCCCACAUAUUCUCAUCCACAUCACACCGGAUAUUUUCCCUUCCAAUGCAACGUGGAAAGAAUCUUUUGGAAUGCCUUAUCCAUUCUCUGCAGGAAUCUACUGUGUUGUCCUCACAUGCUGCAUCCAUUGCAGCCAGCAGGGUCAUCUGUGUGUGUGGCUGACGAUCGUACACCUUCCACCUCCAUGCUGAAAAUAACUCCUCAAUUGGGAGGAAUUCUAUGAGCAUCCUCGGGUGGGUCACAAACCAUUGCCUUAUGAUGUUUGAUCGAUGGAAACUCACAUUAUCACAAAUGACCACAUACUUUGGCAAAUCCUCUCUAAACAGACCCCUCAUCAUCAGGGAUGAGAGCCCUGUAGAGAGUCUUUAAAAAGUUGAGUAGAUGCUGGGUGUUGCAUGGCCCUAUAAGGGGGAAAUGGGUUAGGACACCAUGCUCCGAAAUAGCAGCACACAUGGUGAUAUUUCCUCCCCGUUGGCCUGGCAAAUCCACAGUAGCUCUGUGACCGAUGAUAUUCCGACCCCUCCUUCUGCAUUUGGUCAGGUUGAAGCCAGCCUCAUCCACGUAUAAAAAAUUGUGAGAGGGUUCACUUGAUUCCAACUCCAUUAUACGCUAUAUCCCAGAACACACAGUUGAAUUUGUUUUGGUAAGGAAGAGUGACAAAAUGUACAUAUUGCAUGUUCCUUCCACAGCAAUGGAAAUGUGUGCAGUUUAUGCUUACUGUACUUACUGUGCUUAAUGGUCCUUUGUAUUUCCCUGAGUCUCAUGGCAUUGUUUGCUAGGACCAUGGUGCAAAUAGCCUCCUCCUGUUGAGGUGUGAAAAGGCGUCCUCUGCCACCGGUUUGAGGUAAUCUUGCAGUCCUAUGUGGGGAAAAAUGCAGUGAUGCAUCGCACACUUUCACAUAGACAAAAACUAUGCGAACACACAUUUUACUGUAAAACAUACAGGUGGAUGCAUGUAAGGUGCAGUAUGUAUCUGUAUAGAGUAUAUUUCUGUAUGCUGUGAAAUACAAGUGGACUACUGUAAUAUGAAGCAUUGUAGGAAGUAUACAGUAUACUGCUUAUAUACAGUAACAGUGCACUGUACAUUGGACAUACCUGUUCUCUCUUCGAAACGUUUGAACUAUUGAGGACACUGUUGAUCUCCCAAUAUUCGGCUGCACCAUUCGACCCGCCUCAGCCAUUGUAAGGCCAUGAUUGACAACAUGGUCUACAAUAGUGGCCCUUAUGUCAUCAGAUAUGCGCCUAUGUCCUCUUCUGUCUCUUCCUCUGUUUUGCCUUCCACCACGCAUCCUUGCUUCUCUUCUUCCUCCUCUUGGCUGUUGACCCUGUUCGUUUCCUGGUCCAUCCAUUAUUGGAAAAUUGCAACUCUGUGUUGUGGUCUGUCUAUAUAUGCUUGCCAAUUGAUUCUUCAUGAGAUGCACCUGUGAGCUAUUUAGACAACUGGUUGAUAGUUCAACCAACAAACACUUUACAUUUCUUCAUGAGUGAGGGUCAAUUUCACCUGCACGAUUCAUCCAUUCAAGUUUUUGUACAAAAGGUCUACUAGAAAUGUGUAAAACUAUGCUUGACAGUUUAUGACAAAUAGUUUGUUUUGCAUGUAAUGGCUUAUGCAAGGAACUAAUGCCUAGAUGUUUUGAAGGGUAAGACUAUUCAACAGAGAACCAUCUACUAUAUUUUGAUCAACAUGACAGGAGCAAUUGAUCAUGUGGAAAAAAGCUGACACUUGUACAUUAUAUAUUGCAAUUUGUUCAAAGGAAUAAGAAAUUGCUUUAAUGAUGUGCACAAGUGACUAGAUGAUUUGGAAUUUGUACAAGUAGUAUCAAGAAUUGCACUUUUUUGAUCUAAGAAAUGCACCAAAGAGACUGAGGAAAAACUGUAAAAACCUAUUAAGCUCCACCCCCCCAUUUUCACCUAAAAUGACAAACCCAAAUCUAACUGCCUGUAGCAAGGAUAUGCAUAUUCUUGAUACAACUUCAAAGUAAACACUUUGAAGUUGGUGGAAUUGUGAAAUUAAUGCAGGAGAAUAUAACACAUUAGAUAUGGUAAAAGAUAAUUAAAAAGAACAUGCAAGUCUUUAUAUAUAUUUUUGGUUCCAUCUUUGAAAUGCAAGAGAAAGCCCCAAAAGUAUUAUUCCAGUUUAGGCUAAAUUUAGAUUUUGGCCACGAGAUAGCAGGAAUGUGUGUGCAAAGUUUUAGACUGAUCCAAUGAACCAUUGCAUUUCUGUAUUUAAAAAUAAAAUACAAAUUAAGGUCUGCCCAAA
Messenger RNA from Oncorhynchus nerka (sockeye salmon), 7694 nucleotides. Its product is annotated as thyroid receptor-interacting protein 6-like. Bases 524 to 2227 code for a protein of 567 amino acids. The record is from RefSeq and is a predicted model, not a curated record. Gene Ontology annotation, biological process: signal transduction; positive regulation of non-canonical NF-kappaB signal transduction. NCBI's taxonomy places the organism in Eukaryota, Metazoa, Chordata, Actinopteri, Salmoniformes, Salmonidae. Gene Ontology annotation, cellular component: cytoplasm; focal adhesion; stress fiber. The transcript has 10 exons.